AUGGCGCAGGUGGGCACCAGGCGGCGCUGUUUGGGUUACAAACUCCUCAGCGUUAACCUCCAAUCUCCACACUGCCUCCACACUCCCAGAAGCUCUUCCACGUCGCACUGGGGAGAAGCUAUGAACGGUGACACGACAGCUUGGACGGACCCUCGCUCCUCUCCCGGGACCCCUGACCCCCCCAGUUACUAUGACGCUGUGUGCCCCCUGCAGGCCGAGGCUGGGGCGGAGGGCCUGAGCCCCGGGGCAGCGUACGAAGCGCCUUAUUACCAGAUGAGCGAGAGCGGCCUGGCCGCCCCCUACAGGCGGAGAGGGGGACUGGUCGAUCACCGAGACGUCAUCAAGGCCCACGAAGCUCACAAGAUGCAGAGCACCCCUCAGGCCAAGCGCAAGGAGUGGGAGGAGUUUGCGAAGGAGCGCGAGAGAGUGGAGAACAGACGCGCGUUCCUCAAACUGCGGCGGCAACAACAGAUCGAGCGCGAACUCAACGGCUAUCUGGAGUGGAUCUGUAAAGCAGAGGAGGUCAUCCUGGCCGAGGAUGGCUCUGAUACGGAGGAGAAGUCCCCUUUCGAUGUUAUGCGCAGAGGAACCAUCAAGAAAAGCAAAACCGACUUACUGAAUCCGGAGGAAGGGGAAGAUCACCUCGCCGACAUCUCCUCUGUGGGCUCCCCGUUCACCCGAGCCAGUAUUAAGAGCGCGAAGCUCGAGGGUUCAUCGUUUUUCCGUAAGAAGGAGCGACGUUUCCGCUUCCACAUCCGCCGUAUGGUGAAGACUCAGGCCUUUUACUGGAUGGUUCUGGGUCUGGUCGGCCUCAACACCCUCUGUGUAGCCAUCGUUCACAACCAGCAGCCGGACUGGCUCUCCGACUUCCUCUACUAUGCAGAAUUCAUUUUCCUGGGACUCUUUAUGUCCGAAAUGUUAAUUAAGAUAUACGGCCUUGGAACGAGACCUUAUUUUCAUUCUUCCUUCAAUUGUUUUGAUUGUGCGGUCAUUGUGGGCAGUAUAUUUGAGGUGAUCUGGGCAGCCGUGAAGCCGGGAACCUCGUUUGGAAUCAGUGUGUUACGUGCCCUCAGGUUACUGCGGAUAUUCAAGGUCACCAAAUACUGGGCGUCCCUGCGGAACCUGGUGGUGUCUCUCCUCAGCUCCAUGAAAUCCAUCAUCAGUUUGUUGUUCCUUCUCUUCCUCUUCAUCGUGGUCUUCGCCCUGUUGGGGAUGCAGCUCUUUGGGGGCCAAUUCAACUUCGAGACCGGGACCCCCUCCACCAACUUUGACACGUUCCCCGCAGCCAUAAUGACCGUCUUUCAGGUGCUGACCGGUGAGGACUGGAACGUGGUGAUGUACGAUGGCAUCAAGUCUCAGGGCGGAGUCAACAAAGGAAUGAUCUCCUCGGUCUACUUCAUCGUCCUCACACUCUUCGGCAACUACACUCUACUCAACGUCUUUCUGGCCAUCGCUGUGGACAAUUUGGCCAAUGCCCAGGAGCUCACCAAGGACGAGCAGGAGGAGGAGGAGGCGGCCAAUCAGAAGUUGGCGCUGCAGAAAGCCAAAGAGGUGGCGGACGUCAGUCCCCUGUCAGCCACCAACCUCUCCAUCGCCGCGAAAGAGCAACAGCGGAACCAGAAGCACGGGAAGACCGUGUGGGAGCAGAGGAUGAACGAGAUGCGGAAGCAGAACCUGAUCACCAGCCGGGAGGUGCUGUACAAUGAACUGGACCCCGACGAGCGUUGGAAGAUGACCUACUCCAUGAACCUCCGCAAGGACAUGAAGACCCACCUGGACCGUCCGCUGGUGGUCAACCCUCAGGAAAACCGCAACAACAACACCAACAAGACCCGCCCGGCAGAACCCUCCGGGGUCGACCAGCGAAGCAGCCAACACAAGGCCGAGGACUUCCUCAGGAAGCAGAGCCGCUACCACGAACACCCGGGAGACCCCGGAAAAGGACCGCACCCUGGACCGGGAGUCGGGGGAACAGGGGGAUCGGCCCCGGAGAUACAGGAGCAACAGCAAGGAGGGGAGGGGGAUUAUCGGGCCAGGGAGGCGGACGGACCCCACGAGAGGCCAGGGAGGGAAGGGGAGGGGGAGAGGAACCGGCCCAACGACUCUCACCGCCGGCACCAACACCAGCACCGGCCGAGCGGGGGCAAGGAGGGCCGGAGCUCCUCCCCCCGGCCCGAGGGGGAGCGGGAGCGCAGGCACAGGCCUCACCGCAGGGUGGCCGAGGGGCACGAGGGGAGCGGGCUGGAGGAGGGCGGGGGCAAGGGGGAGAAGAGGGCCAAGCACCGGGACGGUGGGGGCCGCGGGGGGAAGGAUGGGGAGAACCAGGACGGGGCGGACAAGAGGCGGCGAGGGAGACACGCGCAGUCCACGUACGAGAACGACGGCAAGAAGGAGCGCGAGGAACGGGAUCCGGCCUCGAAGGAGCGGAGGCACAAGCGGAAGAAGGAGGGGCAGGGAGGUGGGGGCCCCACGUCGGGGCCCAUCUUGUCCACUACGCGACCUGUGCAACAGGACGUGAGCAGACAGAACGGACAACACACCGAGGACAUCGACAACCUGCGGAACAGCAAACUGGCCACCCACACCCAGCCGGCCAACCCCAGGAGCCCCAACCCUAACCCCACCAUCCCCCCCCACCCCUCCAACCCCCACCCCAACCCCGGCAAAACCGGCAAUCACGUCAACCCCAACCCCGGGAACCCGCACAACACGGCCAAUCGCAAGGCCCCCGUCAGUGCCCCCGCCAACCCGCCCAACCCCAGCCACAGCACCAAGAACCCGGAGGAGAACCUCAUCCACACCAACCCCUCAAACCCCAAUAACCCGGGCAAACCGGCCAAGAAGCCCGAGCACACCGUGGUUGAUGUGCCGUUCGCCGAUCCCACCCUCCAAGUAAAUAAAAACGCAAACACGGACACUUUGCCAAAGAAGCAAGAGGAGAAGAAGGAACCGGAAGAAGACGAGGAGGAGGAGGAGGGAGAUGGUCCCAAACCCAUGCCCCCCUACAGCUCCAUGUUCAUUCUGAGCACCACAAACCCGCUGCGUCGUCUCUGUCACUACAUCGUGAAUCUCCGUUACUUCGAGAUGUGCAUCCUCAUGGUGAUAGCGAUGAGCAGCAUUGCCCUGGCUGCGGAGGACCCAGUGGAGCCCAACGCCAUGCGCAACAACGUGCUCAGGUAUUUUGACUACGUUUUCACGGGAGUUUUCACCUUCGAAAUGGUGAUUAAGAUGAUUGACCUGGGCCUCAUCCUGCACCAAGGAGCCUACUUCCGAGACCUGUGGAACAUUCUAGAUUUCAUCGUGGUCAGCGGCGCUUUGGUGGCCUUCGCUUUCACCGGCAGCAAAGGGAAGGACCUGAACACCAUCAAGUCUCUCCGAGUUCUCCGCGUCCUCCGGCCUCUGAAAACCAUCAAGCGAUUGCCCAAACUCAAGGCCGUCUUUGACUGUGUAGUCAACUCCCUGAAGAACGUCCUCAACAUCCUCAUCGUUUACAUGCUCUUCAUGUUCAUCUUCGCUGUUGUGGCCGUGCAGCUCUUCAAAGGAAGGUUCUUCUACUGCACUGACGAGUCCAAGGAGUUUGAGAGGGAUUGCAGGGGACAAUACCUGGUGUACGUGAAGGAGAACGAGAUCAAAGCCCAGAAACGCGAGUGGAAACGAUACGAGUUUCACUACGAUAACGUCCUCUGGGCAUUACUGACCCUCUUCACUGUCUCCACCGGCGAGGGCUGGCCAGAUGUGCUGAAACACUCCGUUGACGCCACGUAUGAGAACCAGGGUCCGAGCCCCGGGUACAGGAUGGAGAUGUCCAUCUUCUACGUGGUCUACUUUGUGGUCUUCCCUUUUUUCUUCGUCAAUAUCUUUGUGGCCUUGAUCAUCAUCACCUUCCAGGAACAAGGGGACAAGGUGAUGGAGGAUUACAGCCUGGAGAAAAAUGAGAGAGCCUGCAUAGACUUUGCGAUCAGUGCCAAGCCCCUGACCCGCCACAUGCCCCAGAACAAGCAAACCUUCCAGUACAAGAUGUGGCAGUUUGUGGUCUCUCCCCCCUUCGAGUACACCAUCAUGGCCAUGAUAGCUCUCAACACUGUGGUCCUCAUGAUGAAGUUUUCAGAUCAGCCGGAGUCGUAUGACAAUGUCCUAAAGUACCUCAACAUUGUCUUCACCAUCCUCUUCUCCUUCGAAUGUAUUCUGAAGAUCAUCGCCUUCGGAGCUCUGAAUUAUUUUCAAGAUGCCUGGAAUGUAUUUGACUUUGUCACGGUGCUGGGUAGCGUCACUGAUAUCCUAGUGACCGAGUUUUGGAAAAACAUCAUUAACUUGAGUUUCCUGCGUCUCUUCCGAGCCGCUCGCCUCAUUAAGCUCCUCCGUCAGGGCUACACCAUCCGCAUCCUCCUGUGGACGUUCGUCCAGUCUUUCAAGGCUCUCCCCUACGUGUGUCUCCUCAUCGCGAUGCUGUUCUUCAUCUACGCCAUCAUAGGCAUGCAGGUCUUUGGGAACAUUGCGGUGGAUGACGAGGAGGAGAGCGACAUCAACCAUCACAACAAUUUCCGCACUUUCUUGCAGGCUUUGAUGCUGCUCUUCCGGAGUGCCACAGGAGAAGCCUGGCACAACAUCAUGCUGGCGUGUCUGGCCGGCAAAAAGUGUGACCCGCGCUCUGGCAUCCCGGGCUACGAAUGUGGCAACGAGUUUGCCUAUUUCUACUUUGUUUCCUUCAUUUUCCUCUGCUCCUUUCUGAUGCUGAAUCUCUUUGUGGCCGUCAUCAUGGAUAACUUUGAGUAUCUGACCCGUGACUCCUCUAUAUUGGGGCCACAUCACCUGGACGAGUAUGUCAGGGUGUGGGCAGAGUACGAUCCGGCCGCCUGUGGACGGAUCAGUUACACAGAUAUGUAUGAGAUGUUAAGGCACAUGUCACCUCCCUUAGGCCUUGGGAAGAAGUGUCCGUCGAGAGUGGCUUACAAGAGGCUCCUACGGAUGGAUUUACCCGUUGCCGACGACAACUCGGUUCACUUUAAUUCCACCCUCAUGGCGCUCAUCAGGACUGCGCUGGAUAUCAAGAUUGCCAAAGGAGGAGCCGACAAACAUCAAAUGGAUAAAGAGUUGAGGAAGGAGAUGAUGUCAAUCUGGCCUCAUCUCUCCCAGAAAACCAUGGACCUGCUCGUCACCCCUCACAAAUCAACGGACUUGACAGUGGGGAAGAUUUACGCAGCCAUGAUGAUCAUGGAGUACUAUCGUCAGAGCAAAGCCAAGAAACUCCAGCAGCUGAGAGAGGAGCAGAAUCGGACGCCGCUGCUAUUUCAACGCAUGGAGCCACCCUCCCCCACCGAGGAGAUGGAGCCGGGGCAGAACCCAUUCCCAGACACCCAGCCUGUCACUGGCAAUGGACCCCCUCAAGAGGAAGUGAUGAAAGAAAGCCAGUCCUGGGUGACGGACCGGGCCCAGAAGAUGUUCCAGCAAACUGGGGCUUGGAGCCCUGAAAGAGGGCGAUCAGAGGACAAGCCUGACCCCCAGGCCAACUCUCAGGCUGUGGAGUUGCAGGAGAUGGGGAGGGACGGCCUGUCAGACAGCGAUCAAUAUCUUCCAAUGGAAGGUCACAGUCGCACUGUAUCCAUGCCAAGGCUGCCCGCCAACAACCAAAGGAGAAAAGUUCGGAAUCGUGGGAAUAACCUCGCUACGAUCGCUGACACCAGCCCCAUAAAGCGCUCGGCCUCCACACUGGGCCACCUGCGGCCCAAGGGCGUCCGACUGGACGAUUACUCGUUGGAGCGAGUGAUCCCCGAGGAGAGCCAGAGGCCCCAUCGCCGCCGAGAGCGGGGUCACCGGACCUCGGAGAGGUCACUGAGCCGCUACACUGACGCUGACACGGGCCUGGGCACAGACCUCAGCACCACCACACAGUCCGGUGACCUCCCGGCGAAGGAGAAGGACCGGGAACGAGGGCGGCCGAAAGAUCGUAAACACCACCACCAUCACCACCACCACCACGUGUCCUCGUCAGACAAGGAACGGUUCUCCCAGGAGAGACACGAGCACGGACGGCCCCGCUCCCGGGAACGCCGGUGGUCCCGCUCCCCCAGCGCCGGGCGGGAGUGUGGCACGCACAGACAGGGCAGUAGUUCGGUGAGUGCCAGUCCGGUGCCCUCCACGUCUGGCACGAGCACCCCGAGACGAGGCCGCAGGCAGCUGCCCCCCACCCCGGCCACCCCCAGGCCCCACAUCACCUAUUCCCCCGUGGUCCGGAAGGCGAUGGGCCCCUCGUCCUCUUCCUCCCAACAACAACAACAACAACAACAUCAGCAGCAACCGCAGCAGCAGCAACAACAACAUCACCACCACCACCACCACCAACCGGGCCGCACCUCAAGCCCCAGCCUCCGCCGGCGCUCUCCUCCGCUCCCGGACAGCCCUAGAGCAGACCAUCACCGCAGCCGGUCGCCAGGCCCCGACCGGACCAGCCAGAGCCGCCGCGAGUCUCCCCGGCUUCACCGCCCGCCCGACAGCCGCUGGUCCACCCCGGGCCCCGGCCCCGGCCCCCACCACCACCACCACCACCACCACCUGUCGGGGGAGGCCGUGUAUUACUGCCCACCCGAGGGCCCCGGACACGACCCGGAGACGCUGACCUUCGAGGCGGCAGUGGCCGCCGGCUCCGGCUCGCGGUCGCCCAGGACUUCCCGCCGAGGGGGGGGCCUCCCCUCGCCCCCCAGCCAGGGACGCCGGGUGCCGAACGGAUAUUACCACGAACUGGGGGCCCUGAAGAGGAGGGGGCCCGAGGGCAGGAAAGGGGCUCACGAGGCCUACAGUGAGACCGACGAGGAUGACUGGUGCUAA
This is a messenger RNA of Callorhinchus milii (elephant shark), 6822 nucleotides long. RefSeq names its product voltage-dependent P/Q-type calcium channel subunit alpha-1A-like. Gene Ontology annotation, biological process: chemical synaptic transmission; calcium ion import across plasma membrane. The record is from RefSeq and is a predicted model, not a curated record. Gene Ontology annotation, cellular component: voltage-gated calcium channel complex; membrane; neuronal cell body. NCBI's taxonomy places the organism in Eukaryota, Metazoa, Chordata, Chondrichthyes, Chimaeriformes, Callorhinchidae. Gene Ontology annotation, molecular function: high voltage-gated calcium channel activity.